This is a messenger RNA of Drosophila erecta, 5551 nucleotides long. RefSeq names its product protein strawberry notch homolog 1. Lineage: Eukaryota; Metazoa; Arthropoda; Insecta; Diptera; Drosophilidae. The coding region runs from base 1 to 5409 and encodes 1802 amino acids. The record is from RefSeq and is a predicted model, not a curated record. Gene Ontology annotation, cellular component: nucleus. Gene Ontology annotation, biological process: regulation of DNA-templated transcription. Gene Ontology annotation, molecular function: histone binding; chromatin DNA binding. The transcript is spliced from 3 exons.
AUGCCUUGUACCAGAAGGUCGGCCAGUUCCCGACCACCACCUAACCAGGAGAACCAAGGGGCCCAGUUCAGACGUCGUCCCUAUUCCCGCGCUAGGGCGACUCCAUUGGACGAGGCCACCAAUCGCGGCGCUUCGUAUGCAGAAGGCAAUACGAAAUGCGAGACCAGUACGAAUUCCAGAAAUAUUUCACAGAAGGGGCAAAAGCCACAGCUAAUGACAGAAAGUGAGAAAUUUGAUCCGGGGCCGAAUAGAAAACGGCAGGCAGCAGCCAGUGCUUCCAAAACCUCACUUCUGAACGCGUCAGCGGGCGGGCCAAAUACCAAGGAUGGCCCACAGGGUGUUAAUUAUAAUAGGCCACUUCGAAAUAAUUCGCGUAGUACGACAAAUAGUCAGUACUACACGGACGAUGAACAAAUGUUGCCUUCGCGUGCCAAAUCAAACGUAUCCAAUCGUGCGAGAUCCGUGCGUGAAAGUGCACCAAAUAAUGAAAAUGUUGAACCGGAUGAAAAUAAAAUUUUCAAGGUGCCGGAAUGUUCCACCAAUAUGUUUUCGGCAAAUCUUAAGCAGAGGACGUCAACGGCUCAAGAAAAUCAAAAUAAAGGUCAGAACCUAAAUACACGCAAAGAAAGCUAUGUUCCAACACAUUUUGACAAUAAUGCUGCAAACUCUAGCCAAAAUAAUAGUGCCUGGUACUCGAAGUUGCCACAGCCCACUGCAGCAAGUAUGCCGAAGAAGAAAUUGGAUCCGGAAACCUGCUACUUUUCGGAGUCGGAAGGAAACACGUAUAUAUUAAGACGUCAGACUGAGAGGAAUUUUUAUUCCAAGCAAACCGGUUACCAAUCGGAGACAGAAGGCACAAAUGGCAGACUUAUGCAGAAUGCUAGAACUCAAGUCAACCCAAAUGCACAAAUACAAUACACUUCCAUGUACGGCCAGCCGGUGAAUUUAGUUAUGUCAGAGAAGGCCAACCAGCCCACUACAAAGAUGGACAUCGAACAAAAUCUGCCGGCGAAGGUGGUGUACGUACAUAAGCCGAGUGCAGAUGCAUCGCGUUAUCAUCCGGCUGAGUAUAAUCAGUUUAAGAAGCCAGAGCCGCCUCUUCCACCCACCAACUACACCUAUCAGAGGGAAGAGGUCAGAAAGGAACCAAGUUACAGCUCCGUGCAGCAAAAGAAAAAUCAGUUUGUAGAUCAGCCGCCUAUAAACAAUCAAGCACAAACUAAAGCCGAUCGUAAUGUUUGGAGCAAUGAUAUACGGCUUUUAGAAAUACUUUCUCAAGCUAAGAAACAGCCAGCCAAUAGAAGUUCCAACGAUAUUAGUAGCCCUAAUGCCCAGAAAACCCAUGAUGCUGGUAACAAGGAGCAGGACGAGAUCGACAUACGCCUGAAUGGUGAACUGGAAUCUCUGUUUGCAACUAAAGAGCUGCCACGACCAGCUCCAACUCCACUGGCUAAGACUCCCACGGAGCUGAAGACAGUUGAAAGAGCACACACGCGGCCAUUGAAUGCCAAGAAAAUGGAAUCUGAAAUUGAUGCACGCCUCCAGGCGGAACUGGAUUCCUUGCCCAUGGUUGCGGCUGACGAUACGAAUGAAUCCCCAAAGGAGACAGUAUAUAAAACUCAUCCAUACAUCUCUGUGCCUACAGUCAAGUACUUGGCGGAGGAUAAAGUACUUCUAAAACCGAAUCCCGUGGGCAUUUCUUCACAAUCAGCAGCACCAACCAAUUCAAUGGCCAAAAAUGCGAUGGAAAUGGGAAACGCAGGCGUUCAGUUGGUAAAUAAUCCGCUUGCUGCGCGUAUUUCCAUCGAUCAGCAGCACAACUUGCAACAAGGACCGAUAGUCACGCGACUUAAGAACUCACACGGUCAGGAUAUAGCCGUCAAAUAUACCACUGGUCCGAAUGGAUUAAUCACCAAUGUGCAAAUGGUGCAACCAGCGAUGGGAAUUGGCCAACUGAAGGUGACCGAACUAGAGAGUUUCACGGCCAGCCAACUGCAUCAGCUAUUGCAGAGUGGUCAUCCCUACAUGGCCUUGCCCAUGACAUACUCGGGUUUUCCAGGUGCUAUGCUACAGGAUCCCUUGAAGACGAAAACACCCAUAUUUCCCCCGGAACAAGCGGUCGAGGAUGAGGAGGUCGACUAUGAGGAAAUAGGCGUGGCGGACACCUUUGCAGCCUACUGGCCAAGCAAACUCAAGUUUGGUAGAGGCCAUCCCGAUGCCGUCGUGGAAACGGCCACUCUGUCAUCCGUUGAGCUGCCCGAUAUAACCUACCAGCUGGCCCUGCCCUCGAAGACCACCGAGUGUUUGAGUGCCCUGCAGCUGGAGGCGGUGGUCUAUGCCUGCCAGGCUCACGAGCAGAUCCUGCCCAGCGGCGAGCGAGCUGGAUUCCUGCUGGGCGAUGGAGCUGGUGUGGGCAAGGGGCGCACCAUUGCGGGCAUCAUUUUCGACAACUACGUGAAGGGACGAAAACGCGCCCUUUGGAUCUCCGUCUCCAAUGACCUCAAGUUCGAUGCAGAGCGGGAUCUCGCCGAUAUAGGAGCCCAUGAAAAGAUCCGUGUGGCGGCCAUCAGCAAGUUUAAGUACAGCCGCAUUGAUUCCGAAGAAAAUGAGAACUUCAGGCGCGGUGUGAUAUUCUGCACUUACACAGCUUUGAUUGGAGAAUCGCUGACGGCCAACUCGAAGUACAAGACUCGUCUGCGCCAGUUGGUCCAUUGGCUUGGCAAAAAGUUCGAAGGCGUGAUCGUCUUCGAUGAGUGCCACAAGGCCAAGAACCUUAGCCUGAUGAAUGUUGGCAAGUCCACCAAGACGGGCACGACUGUUCUGGAGCUGCAGAAACUGUUGCCAAAAGCCAGAGUGGUCUAUGCCUCGGCCACAGGAGCAAGUGAGCCCCGGAACAUGGCCUAUAUGGUGAGACUGGGCCUAUGGGGUCCAGGUACCGCCUAUCCAGAGUUCUACGAAUUUGUGAACGCCGUCGAGAAGCGCGGCAUUGGAGCCAUGGAAAUCGUAGCCAUGGAUAUGAAGCUCAGAGGUACCUACAUAGCUCGUCAGCUGAGCUUCAAGGAUGUGAGUUUUCGCAUUGAGGAGGUGACCAUGCCAAAGGAGUUUCGCAAGAGCUAUAACCUGGCUGCCGAACUCUGGGCGGAGAUAAACAAGAAGUUCCAGAAGGCCUGUCGCCUGAUGUGCAUCGAGAAUAGGGUGCAGAAGAUAAUAACCUGCCAAUUCUGGUGCGCCCAUCAGCGUUUCUUCAAGAACCUGUGCAUCGCCUCCAAAGUGAAUCAUGUGGUCAAGAUGACGCGGCAAGCCACUCGAAUGGGCAAGGCGGUGGUCAUUGGCCUUCAAUCGACAGGGGAAUCGCGCACACUGGAGCACCUAGAACGUCAUCAUGGAAAGCUGGUCACCUUUGUCUCCACCUCCAAGAUGAUCAUCCAGUCGUUCGUGGAGAAGCACUUCCCAGCACCCAAGCGCGACUCGUUUCACCAUCUGCUGAAUACGGGUGAAUUCGAGCCGGAGGCACGUUGCCGCCCAUCUAGACCUAAGAGGUCCAAAAUGAAUCCCGAUUGGUUCGACGACGAUAUGGACGCCGAGGCGGGCGAGAGCGACAUCGAGAUGUACGAGAGCAGUUGGACUGCGGAUGAAGAGCGUAUCAAAUCCGGACGAAAGCGUCGCGGACGACCGCCGAAGGCAGACAAAGUGGAGAAGAUAACCAUGCAGGAGCGCAUUCUGCAGCAUCUGUGCAGCAAUAUGCGGGCCCAGGAUAACGAAGGCGAGCCCAGCUACACCUUCGACAAUACCAAGCCCCAGAAGGCAAAUAUCACGGAGCGGGAUGUGGAACGCUGCAUCAAUAUGCGUGAAAUGCUGCUGGAGAAAAUCGAGAUUCUGGGCAAGAGAUUGCCGCCCAACACGCUGGACAAACUAAUCUCCGAACUGGGUGGCACCAACUUGGUGGCAGAGAUGACGGGCCGCCGCGGCAGAGUGGUGCGCUCCGAGUACGAUGGCUACAAGUAUGAGCCGCGCUGCGAGAACGACUCCUCAAUGGACCUGGUCAAUUAUCGCGAGAAGCAGCGCUUCAUGGAUGGCAGCAAGCACGUCGCCAUCAUUUCGGAGGCGGCCUCCAGUGGAAUAUCCUUACAGAGUGACAAGCGGGUUUCCAAUCAGCGGCGUCGUCUGCACAUCACUUUGGAACUGCCAUGGAGCGCGGAUAGGGCCAUCCAACAAUUUGGCCGCACCCAUCGCUCCAACCAGGUGAACUCGCCCGAGUACGUAUUUGUGAUCACGGAUCUGGCCGGUGAACGCCGGUUCGCCUCCACGGUGGCCAAGAGGCUGGAGAGCCUGGGUGCCCUUACCCAAGGCGACCGUCGUGCCACCGAUGCCCGCGACCUCUCCCAGUUCAAUAUCGACAAUAGCAUCGGUCGCAGUGCCCUGGAGAAUGUGAUGCAACUUCUGACCAGCGAUAAGCCACUGGACCAGUCUCAAGUGCCACAAUCCUACAAGGGUGACUUCCUCUACGACUGCUGUGUGGCAAUGGCCGGCGUGGGUAUGAUCAAUGUGCGGGAGGAGAACAAGGUCAAGGUGUUCAGCGUGGAGAAGGAUAGUAAUAAUAUAUCCAAGUUCCUAAACCGCAUCCUUGGCUGCCGUGUGGAGGUGCAGAAUGCGCUAUUUAAAUUCUUUCUGGACAAGAUGUACUCACUGAUCAUGCAAAUGAAGCGCACAGGCCGCUUUGAUCUGGGUAUACUCGACCUGGAUGCCCAUGGGGCCAGUGUUAAAUCCAUCAAGCUGAUGAGAUUCAUCAGGAAUCACGCCACUGGAACGGCGGCCACCGAACUCCACACGGUGACAGUGGAACGUGGCAUGUCAUUUGAGACGGCACUUGCCAAAUACCGAAAGGAGGUCCAGCACGAGCACGAAGGCUUCUAUAUUCUACAGCAGCUGCGCCAAAACAAGAACUCCUCAAUUCUGUGCCUGCAGGCGCCGUCCAAUUCAUCGGAUGUAUCGAAGAUCAAUUUGCAAAUCUACCGACCCAAUACAGGUCCCCAAGUGCGUCUGGAGACGCACGGCUCCAUCUCAUCGCGCUAUGUGAAGGUCAGCCCGGAAGAGGCCCAAAAAUACUGGGUACAGCAGUACGACCUGUGCUUGAAUAUGUGCUCCCACGUCUACUGGAAUCGCACCUGUCCCAUGCCGACGGGCUGUGAGGUGGGACUCCGGAUGCGCACCUACCAUGUGCUCUCCGGAUUGAUGCUACCGAUUUGGGACCGAAUCGAGCUGAUUAUCGUCAAGAACGGACACAAGAUCCAGAUCAUACGCGUGAAGACCGAUGUGAACAAGAAGAUUGUGGGUACGGUGGUGCCGCAUGCCGUCUACGAUGCCCUGGUGGCCGAUUUGUCCACGGAUUCCAUUGUGGAGAUACAUUAAAAUGACACCGCCCACUGCACGAUGCCGCACACAGCACUUCUAUUGCCACUUUAAAAAUAUCAACCCAAAUUGUGGCAUUCAAUGCAAUACAUGUGGCGUAAGCUUUCGCUUUUUCUAAAUUCCAGGCACGCUCCACCAGCUC